AUGAUCGUAGGCAUAUUUUCUCUAUCGCAAUGUAAUGCAUCGUAUAUGUACAUUAAUCACUCAUUAUUUCAAAUCCGCAAUUUGACCAAUAAAAAUAUACUGAGUGGUAAGACUAAAAAAGUAACACCAAAAAUCGUGAUUAAAGGGAUACAAUAUAAUUUUGUUGAUAAACAAAAAGGGUCAACUCAAAAUUACGAAUCAGUGUACUCAUACCUCACCAAGAUUAACAACCAGCGGAAAUUAGACAAACUUAUGGAUGAUUCCAAAAUCAAUUACAUUAAUGCAAUUGCCAGAUGUACUAAGAACUACUUCAAAUCUCGUGUAAUAUAUGAAGGGCCUAGGAACAUUAUUUUCUGGCGCAGAAUGAAAAGGCCUGGUAAGCGUUCCUGA
Molecule: messenger RNA, 390 nt
Organism: Babesia microti strain RI
Lineage: Eukaryota; Apicomplexa; Aconoidasida; Piroplasmida; Babesiidae
Exons: 1
Coding region: 1-390 (129 amino acids)
Source: RefSeq, a predicted model, not a curated record